Teleopsis dalmanni is the source of this 3202-nucleotide messenger RNA. Its product is annotated as serrate RNA effector molecule homolog. The transcript is spliced from 9 exons. Bases 189 to 3050 code for a protein of 953 amino acids. Gene Ontology annotation, biological process: primary miRNA processing; mRNA processing. The record is from RefSeq and is a predicted model, not a curated record. Lineage: Eukaryota; Metazoa; Arthropoda; Insecta; Diptera; Diopsidae. Gene Ontology annotation, cellular component: nuclear body.
CGUCAAUAUUCCACUCAGGUAACAAGCACAUUUCGCUACUCUCCAUAAACUCUCCAAAUAAUUUUAUACAAAUAUUUGUACGCUUGGUAAUAAUUACUUAGUACUGAAACAGAUUUAAUGAAGCGUUUGCUGUGAAAAUAAGUCGGUAUAAAUUUUGUGCUUAAAGCGGAUUUUAAAAAGAUUAAAAGAUGGCCGAUUCAGAUGAUGAAUACGAUCGUAAACGCAGGGAUAAGUUCCGUGGAGAGCGUAGUUCUGGUGAUAGUUAUCGCUCUGAACGACGUGAUGAACGCCGAACUGCCGGUAGUAAUUCACGUGAUGACUGGCCCGAAAGAAAUCCUUUUAGAGGAGGAGGUGGAGGCGGUGGUAGAGCCAGGCCAGAAUAUCGUGAUUAUAGAGGAGGGCGAGAUAGGUACGGGUCACCUGGCAGAGAUAUGCCACCAGCGAAACGUAUGCGUUCUGAUUGGGGUGAUGAUAUACGUCCACGUUAUGCCGGUUAUGACCCGUACAUGAUGCAAGCUUGGAAUGAACAUUAUGCACAUAGUAUGCAUAAUGCGUAUGGUGCACACUUACCUCAUGCUUCAGUUCCAUCACGUGAUCAAACAAGCAAUAAUGAUACAUUAACUCAACCUGCAAUGCUGACACUCAAACAGUUCCUUGACACACAAGAUGACAGCAUAUCUGAUUCCGAAGUUCUAAGAAAGUAUAGUGACUAUAAAUUGGACUUUAAACGACAACAAUUGAAUGAAUUUUUUGUAACACAUAAGGAUGAAGAAUGGUUUAAGAGCAAAUAUCAUCCCAUCGAAAGUGUAAAGCGAAAGGAAGAGCAAUUAAACUUUCUAAAGAAACGAGUAGAAGUUUUCACAGAGCUAUUAGAUGAUGGUCAGGUACAAAAAGUUUCAGUUGAUACAAAUCAAACUGAGCCAUUAUUACGUCUACUUGAUACUGUCGUUAUAAAACUCGAAGGCGGCACUGAGGACGAUUUGAAAAUAUUGGAUGAAAAACCAAAGGAGAUAAUACUACCAGAUCGUUUCGUUGCAGAUAAGAAAAAAGAUGAAAACGAUGAUGAUGUUAUUAUAACUUCUGUUGGAAAAAAACAAGAUGAUUAUGAGCCAGCUAAAAUAAUAUCACCUCGCCCAAUGCGACGAGAACAGGGUUCCGAUGAGGAUAAUUGGGACGAGGAUGACGAUGAUGAUGCUAGCGACAAAAAGUGUGUAGAUCAUAAAGAGCUGCCUGAGAAAAUAAAGCGUAUUAAAUCUCAUAAACGUAAACGCACAAGUUCUGAUUCAAGUUCAGAUUCAUCAACAGAUUCUGAUUCAAGUAGGGAAAGUUCUAGUGAUGACGAUGAUGCAGAUGAAAAAACUGAAAAUAAAUAUGAUUUGGAAAGCGUUAAAAAUGAGGAAGAAGAUCGAAAUACACCAAAUGAUGAAAAUGAUAAUCAAACAACAGAAGAAGUUAAAUUAAAUUCACCCGAAGAAACACUCAAUGAAAGUGUUGAAGACAAAAUUGAUGAUGAUUCUGAAGUUAAAAAAGAUGACAGUAAAGACAUUGAUGCUGUAUUGGCAAUGGAUACUAAUGAUGACGACAAGGUUGAACAAUUGCAGGAUAUUUCUAUCAAUAAUGAUUCUGAAAAUGAGAAAGCGUUAGAGAAGGAAAUUGAGAAUGAAAAGAAAGAAGAAGAAGAAGAAUCUACAGCUGAUAAAGACAGUAAUCUACCAGAAACUAUUGAUCUUGACAAAGAAAAAGAUGGGCCACAACCACGCGCCUUGCAUCGCACGUCUUCAAUAUUUUUACGUAACUUAGCUCCAGCUAUAACAAAAACAGAAAUUGAAUCGAUUUGUCAACGGUAUAGUGGUUUUCUUCGUGUUGCUAUUGCUGAUCCAUCUGUAGAAAGGCGUUGGUAUCGCCGCGGUUGGAUUACUUUUCAACGUGAUGUUAAUAUAAAAGAAAUAUGUUGGAAUCUGAAUAAUGUACGCUUACGUGAAUGUGAAAUGGGCGCAAUAGUCAAUAGAGAUCUAAGUCGACGUGUACGACCCGUAAAUGGUAUUACUGCACAUAAAACCGUUGUGCGUUCUGAUAUUAAAAUGUGCGCGAAAAUUGCACUAAAUUUAGAUGAAAAGCAUCGACUUUGGUGUGAUUUGAAUGCAGAAGCAAACGGCAAUGAUAAUGCAAGAUCCAAUGGUAAUGCUGAUUCAUCAACGUAUGGUUUCAAAUCGAAUAAUCCAGUUCUACAAAAUAUAACUGAUUUUCUAAUUGAGGAAGCAUCUGCGGAAGAAGAUGAACUUUUAGGCAUAUCAGGUGAUGCUAAAGACAAUGAGGGUGAAGUUAUUGAACGUGAUCCACAAUUAUUAUCAGUUUUGGAUAAUCUUAUACUUUAUUUGCGUGUUGUGCAUUCGGUUGAUUUUUAUAAUCACUGUGAGUAUCCAUAUGAGGAUGAAAUGCCAAAUCGUUGUGGUAUUAUACAUGCACGUGGACCACCGCCAACUAAGAUUAAUGCAAACGAUAUACAGGAUUAUAUAAAAACAUUUGAAACUAAAUUACAAACGCUUCUAACUCAACCGAAAACAGUUGAAGAUGAGGAAUUAAAAAAUUUGGGAGCUAAAGAUCCAGAAACGGAAGUUGAAAAAUUUGUAUUAGCUAAUACACAAGAGUUAUCAAAGGAUAAAUGGCUUUGCCCAUUGUCGGGUAAAAAAUUCAAAGGUCCAGAAUUUAUACGCAAGCAUAUCUUCAAUAAGCAUUCCGAAAAGGUCGAGGAAGUGCGUAAGGAAGUUGAAUACUUUAAUAAUUAUUUAAAGGACCCUAAACGUCCGCAACUACCAGAGCAUCCUGGUACUAAUAAGCGCACAAAUUCUGAGUCAAGUGGCGGUUACAGACCACAUAUGUAUCCGCCUGCGUAUGCUGCUCCUUACGGUGCUUAUGCUCCACCUUUGAUGUUGGCAGGAAGAGGAGGUCGUGGAUUUGCUAACCCCCGCAGACCUCAUAAAGAAUAUCGUCAAUUAAUUCAGUACAGGGACUUGGACGCCCCUCAAGAUGCAGUCGAUAUGUUGUUUUGAAAUAAUUUAUCUAUACACAUUUAGUUAAAUUUGAAUAAAUAACUAACGAUCAUUUGUAUAUUACAUAUACUUAUAUUUACUUUCAAUAUGUACGAUGUUAAUGUGUUAGAAAGAACAAAAAAAAAAAAACAAAUAUCAAAUUUUAUAAACAA